ACACACACACACAGAGAGAGAGAGAGAGAGAGAGAGACAGUGGUUGCUGCCUUUGCCUUUGCUCCAGUCCAACCUCCAACACUGGAUAUAUGCGAGAGCCAAACGAGAGGCAUCAUUUAAUCGCCCACAAGUCAGGAGGAGGAUGCACCCACUUCAUCCCCUCUCUCUCCUGCUGGUGCAAUGUCUGCUUCAGACGAUUGCCUGCCAUGAGAAGCAUCUAGCAAGAACAAUGGAACUACUGGAAUUAAGAGACAAGUCAGCAGGGCAGACAUUUGCCGAUAGCAUGGUCGACGCUCAAAUGGUAAACCCAUUACGGCUCUUUGUUAAGGAGAUCCCAAGGCCGAGACAGUACAUCGCAGAAACCUCCACUUUAAAAAGCUCAGAAGACUUGUGGACAUGGUUAAACAACCUAACGGACAUUCAGGAAUCUCACUCACGGACUAAACGCAGGCCCAUUGUUAAAACAGGAAAAUUCAAGAAAAUGUUCGGUUGGGGUGACUUCCAUUCUAACAUCAAGACUGUUAAACUGAAUCUUCUGAUUACUGGGAAAAUAGUCGACCAUGGAAACGGAACUUUCAGUGUGUACUUUCGACAUAAUUCAACUGGUCAUGGAAAUGUGUCUGUAAGCCUGGUCCCACCAUCCAAGGUCGUGGAGUUUGACUUCUCUCAACAGUCAACACUGGAGACCAAAGAGUCGAAGACGUUCAACUGUCGGAUUGAGUAUGAGAAAACAGACCGAGCAAAGAAGACUGCACUGUGUAAUUAUGAUCCUUCAAAGAUAUGCUAUCAGGAGCAGACCCAAAGUCAUGUGUCUUGGUUAUGUUCCAAACCAUUCAAGGUUAUAUGCAUAUAUAUAGCUUUCUACAGCGUAGAUUAUAAACUCGUUCAGAAAGUUUGCCCUGAUUAUAAUUACCAUAGUGAAACCCCUUAUUUCUCUUCCGGUUAACAGAACGCUCAUGGGAUAUUUUUGUGACGAUUUAAAUUCUGUACGUAACUUAUUUGUACAUAGUCAGUGUCAUGGAAUAAUAGUAAUAAUAAUAGUAACUGUUUAGGAGAGGCACAUCUGGUUUAAUUGCAACCGAUACCCCAAAGGGAAUAUCAGAUGGUGUAAAUGCAUGAUAAGCAUUCAUAAAAUAAAGAGUCUGUUAUAAACCGUGCUUAUAGCAAGAACAAAUCAAAAUAUGCAGUAAUAUAAAAAAAACUUUCUUUCAAACCCUAGCCUGAGGGUAGUCUGCAUAUAUGCAUUUCCAACUACAGAUGCCAAUACAAGAAUGAACAACUUUAUAAAUGUCAAAUUUACACAUUAAUUGAUAAAUGCAAUCUUUACAGGGCCUUUAAUGGGGGGAAAGAAAAGAAAAUGCAACAGUAGUUUCACCAACUAGCCAAGACAUAACAAAGUAUUGCAGGAACGUGGCUGAACACAUUUUAAUGUACAAUAGAGUGUGUUAGAAAUGUCGUUCUGUAAAAUUGUUCUUUUUUAAAAGCUGUUUGUUUUAUGUGUGAAUAAAAUACUAAUUGUAAGAAAUAAAUGACGGUGAGCUGAUAAGAAAAUAGUUAAAA
Callorhinchus milii (elephant shark) is the source of this 1560-nucleotide messenger RNA. RefSeq names its product neurexophilin 2a (gene nxph2a). Bases 143 to 946 code for a protein of 267 amino acids. Gene Ontology annotation, molecular function: signaling receptor binding. Lineage: Eukaryota; Metazoa; Chordata; Chondrichthyes; Chimaeriformes; Callorhinchidae. The record is from RefSeq and is a predicted model, not a curated record. The transcript is spliced from 2 exons.